ACACGUGAUUAUAAAAUUCAGUCGUUAAAAUGGCGUCGGUAGCCAUUUCCACGGCGGUAAAGAAAAUAACAGAAUUAAGGGUUGUUGACCUUAAAUCUGAGCUCAAACGACGGAAUUUGGACACUACGGGUGUUAAAAGUGUCCUUCUCGCCAGACUGAAGCAGGCUAUCGAGAGUGAAGAUGCAGACAGUAGUUUUGAAAUACAACCUCCUGUAGGCACAUCGACUCGUAAAAGAGGCAAAGGAAAGAAAAUGGACUUGAACUUGGACACAACCAUGGAAGAUGGUACGCCUUCAGAGGAAACAGAGGAGUAUGAGUCAGAGAAAGAUGUAACAGAUACAGAUGAUGGUACACGCGAAAAUUGUAAGCCUGCACUCAGCGAGGACAACCUCUCUCAGCCUGACCCCGAGGCUGAGACUACUGCUGAAGCUGACGUUGAACCGGAGACAGAAGCCACGGUCGCCAAGGCUGAUUCAGAGCCCGAGGUGACGAAUCCUGACACGGAUGCCGAGCCAGAGGUGGAUGCCGAGCCAGAGGUGGAUGCCGAGCCAGAGCUGGAUGCCGAGCAAGAGGCAGAAGCAGAUCCGGAGCCGCACGUCGAUGAUGGGGUGAAUGACGAACCCCGAGUCGACGAUCAGGAAGAGGCCGAGCCGCAGGGCGACGAGGAAGCCGAUCCUGAGGCGGACGGGGAGGCCGAACCUGAAUUGGAGUCCGAAGAAGAGAUGGGUGCCGAAGCCAUGGAUUCCUCGAAAGAAGCAGAGGAUGAUCAUCUUUCUGUGUCGAUACAAAAUGAAGAUGCCAUCACCUUGGAUGUUGAUGGCGAUGAUCUUCUGGACACAGGUAAACAUGUGAAACUUCCAGAUUCAGAGGCCGACAAGGGCAACGACGAGGCCGAGGCCUCUGCCGAGGUGAUCACAGAUGAUGACAUGAAGAUGGAAGAAAAAGAUGGUAAGGAAGAUGACGGAGCCUGGGACGAGCCCUCAAAGGACGACAGAGAGGUCACAAAGAAAGCCGAAGCUGGAGAUAAAGAAAAGGAUUCUGGGAAGAAAGCACCCUCAUCUACUGGGGUAUCUGGUCAAGCAAAGAGCUCUUCACGAGACAAAGAUGGAAAAGCUGCAAAGGAUGAUAAGGGUAAGGCGUGUUGGAAAGCUUCAUUUGUUGAUGUUUUUUUUUUUUUUUUUUUACACACUCUGUCCUUUUCUAAUUUGUUGCGGGAAGCAGUUGUCGGCAGCGGCAGCAACAUCAACUCCUCUCAUAACAUUUGGGUGAGCGGUUUGUCCUUCAACACCAAAGCAGCAGAUUUGAAGAAUCUCUUUGGCAAAUAUGGCAAGGUUUUAAGUGCCAAGGUCCUAACCAAUGCCCGCAGUCCCGGUUCAAAGUGUUAUGGCCUGGUGACAAUGUCUUCCAAUGCAGAGGUGACACGUUGCAUCUCCCAACUGGACUGCACUGAGCUUGAUGGCCAGCAAAUAUACGUUGAAUGUGCCAAAAAUUACCCUUUCAAAAAAGAAGCGUCAAAGACUGAAUCAGAUGACAAAGAGAGUACCAGCAAAUCAAGUGAAAAGCGCAAUUCCGCAGGGACAAAGUUGUCUAGCAAGUCACAACAACCUCACAAAAAAGAUGACAAAUCUGGAGAAAAGGACAAAGAUUUAUCCAAGGACACCAAAAGUGGGUCAAAGAGUCCAGGCGGUACGGUGGAGGGAGAUCAGACCAAAGGAAAGUCCAAUUUUAUAAAAACAAAACCUUUUAGGAAAACAAGAUAUUUUGAUAAGCCUUUUGCUCCUAUGCCCAUGCAAAGACGUCCUAAAUGGCUGAUACCCCCUGAAGAGCUGGAGAUGUUUAAAAACAAACAACGGUUUGUCAACAAGGAGGGCGGCUUUGUUCCUUUUGCGAAGAUAAAGGAGCAGAGUAUGCGUGAACGGAUGGAGCGUACUCGUCGGGCUACAGAGAUGCGCCGGCACCGCGAAAUGAUGGAACAGGCGCGCCGUGAUCGUGAGUGUGAAGAGCGGGAGAACCUCUUCCGUGAACGCCAGAGACUGGAGAUGGAAAGGCAAAAGCUGGAGAGGGAGCGCUUCGAGAGGGAGAAGCUUGAGAGGGAGAGAAUCCGAAUAGAACAAGAGCGGCGGAAAGAGGCAGAACACAUAGCACGCCAACAAGAGCUCAGACGACAGCAGGAGCACCUCCGUUAUGAGCAAGAAAAGAGAAACCUUAAAAGAGGCCGUGAUGUAGAACAUGGUCGCCGAGACAAUCCAUACUGGAAUGGCAACAAGAAGGUUUCGGCUGAUGCGCCCGAUGCUCGUCUUAACCAAGGCCCCAACUUCAACAGGCCGCAGAACCGAUUCACCAACUUCAACACCCGCCAAAGGGGCCGCUUUCCACAGGCUGCUGUUGAGCAGACAAACACGUUUGACAGGCGCAACCGAUUUGACGGUGAGCCUGAAGCAAAGAAGAGUCGACUAAAUCUUCAGCGAGAAGGCACCAGCUUCGAGCGGUACCCCAAGAAUUUUGAAGCAGUGCGCCGGGAUGAGCCUCCUCCUUCGCGCACGGACCUCCGCGACACAGACCGCAGGGAUCGAGACGAAAGGCGGCCCAUCCAAAUGCACAAUCGGCCGAUGGGGUCCAGGAUGUCUGGCAUGACCCACACCCGCUCCCCCAGGGAGGGAGGCCACGGGUGGAAGGAUGACGCCGACAUGAAUGCAAACAAGGGCGAGCUACGCGGCCCCAUGCGAAUUCGUACGGAGCGACCUGGUAGAGACGAGCCCGGUCCCACACUGAGAGGAAGUUCUUCAGCCAGCCGAGGAAGAGGAUCUUUUAAUGAUCGAGAUGGCGGAAGAGCCAUCGUGAUGAAUAACCAGGCUUUCAACUCGGGCCGCCGAGUGGUGGUGCAGCGUCAAAACAGGGAGCAAGGCAUGAGGAAGGAAUGGCAAGGUGGCUCAGCUUCUCAAGGAGGCAGAGGAGGAAGCAGCUUCUCUGACAAUCGCAGGAUGAGCAACAGUCGCAGCAGUAUGAUGUCGCCAUCGUCUGGUCACUCAUCUGGAAUGAGUCGUAUCGUCCAAAUCACCAGCAGCUCCAUUCCCAGCGGUGGCAGCACAGGCAACUUUAAGACUUUCAAAGGAACACGGCAGUUCUAAUGUUGAUCACAUCGAACCAAUAAAAAAGGAGGACCCUCUGCUGCAUUUUACUUUUUAGAAUAUCUUUUAGGUGGCACAAACACAUUGAUGGGGUAAAGACUUUUUAUUUUGUAUAAAAGUAUUCGUUCUAGUUUUUUUUCUGACAUUUCCGCUUUGUGCGCAACUUGUAGAUUGUCAUAGGUCUGUAACGUAUUUUUUUUUUCUUCAGUUGUCAUUUAUUUUUAUGUUUUUUAUUUUAAGGCAAUUUGUGCUCUCCUACCCCCACUUUUGAAUUAUUUGCCAUGUGGCAAAACAAGAUUUGUUGUCAUAACGUGUUUUAUAAAAUGAUGGCAUUAUAAUUUAGACUACAUCCAUACCGUUUCAAAACUGUCCGUUAAUGCACCUGUGAACGAAAUAAAACAUAUUGACUGUUUCCAUCUGA
This is a messenger RNA of Syngnathus typhle (broad-nosed pipefish), 3549 nucleotides long. RefSeq names its product SAFB-like, transcription modulator (gene sltm). Gene Ontology annotation, biological process: regulation of transcription by RNA polymerase II; regulation of mRNA processing. Gene Ontology annotation, molecular function: sequence-specific DNA binding; RNA binding. Lineage: Eukaryota; Metazoa; Chordata; Actinopteri; Syngnathiformes; Syngnathidae. The transcript has 19 exons. The record is from RefSeq and is a predicted model, not a curated record. Gene Ontology annotation, cellular component: nucleus. The coding region runs from base 30 to 3128 and encodes 1032 amino acids.